Molecule: messenger RNA, 607 nt
Organism: Caenorhabditis elegans
Lineage: Eukaryota; Metazoa; Nematoda; Chromadorea; Rhabditida; Rhabditidae
Gene: ttr-57
Product: TransThyretin-Related family domain
Exons: 4
Coding region: 114-383 (89 amino acids)
Source: RefSeq, marked reviewed
AUUUCGAAUUUUAUCCAAAAUUUUUUCGAAUCCUCGAAAAAGCAGUAUGAACGCGAUAUGGGAUUUUUCAGAUCUUUUCCUCAAAAUUUCAAGGUUUUCAGAUAAUUUGCUUCAUGAUUCUUCUCAUCAAGCUCGCCACCGCUGACACGGGAGCCGCCCACGUUCGUGGACAACUUUUGUGCCAUGGAAAACCAUAUGCAGGCCAGAAAGUGCAACUUUGGGAAAAAAUUAUGCGUUGCCGGAUACCUUGGUUGCUUAUGGAGAGACUGAUAAAAACGGAUACUUUUCCUUGGAAGGAUCAAUCUCUGAAACGAUUGUGUCACCAAUUCUGUACGCGUACUUUGUCAACUAUUGUGAGCCAUCGUUCAGUAUUUUUGGAGUAGUUUGUGGUAACUCCGUCAAAGUUUUUCUUCCCAACCAGUUUAUCACUGAGGGACAUCUUCCUCAACACGUGUUCAACCUUCACGAAACGGAAGUUUCCACGGCUACAACAGAUAAACUUGGCCUCGAGCAAGUCUUCUACUCAUUUAUCAAUCAUAAAGAAUGCCGCUAGGUUUCUGUAGAAGUAUAUGGAAUAAUAAAUCUUUCAUGUAAAGUUAUAAUUAAU